Molecule: messenger RNA, 1376 nt
Organism: Drosophila mauritiana
Lineage: Eukaryota; Metazoa; Arthropoda; Insecta; Diptera; Drosophilidae
Gene: Ppm1
Product: probable protein phosphatase 2C T23F11.1
Exons: 1
Coding region: 120-1181 (353 amino acids)
Biological process (GO): protein dephosphorylation
Molecular function (GO): protein serine/threonine phosphatase activity; cation binding
Source: RefSeq, a predicted model, not a curated record
GAAGUAGGCUAUCGAAUCAGUCGUCUAAAUUCAAAAACCCAUUUGCGCUAUCAGAGACUGAAUAUACUAUUUUUCUACAGUAUAUAUAAGGCGUACCUGUGGAAGGACCAUAGCCCACAAUGGGACAGACGCUGUCGGAACCAGUGACCACCAAGGACACCGCUUGCUGUGCUAAUGCAAGCUACCGCGUGGGCUCAUCGUGCAUGCAAGGAUGGCGGGUGGAAAUGGAGGACGCCCACACCCACAUUCUUUCCUUGCCGGACGACCCACAGGCGGCCUUCUUCGCAGUUUACGACGGACACGGUGGAGCUUCAGUGGCCAAGUACGCUGGCAAGCAUUUGCACAAGUUCAUUACAAAGCGGCCGGAGUACCGGGACAAUAGCGUGGAGGUGGCCUUGAAGAAGGCCUUCCUCGACUUCGAUCGGGAGAUGCUGCACAAUGGCUCCGCUGAUGAGCAAACGGCCGGCUGUACUGCCAUUGUGGUGCUCAUUAGGGAGCGGCGCCUGUAUUGUGCCAAUGCGGGCGAUUCGCGGGCCAUUGCCUGCAUUUCUGGAGUGGUUCACGCCUUGUCCGUGGACCACAAGCCGAAUGACGUGGGGGAGGCCAAACGGAUCAUGGCCAGCGGUGGUUGGGUGGAGUUUAAUCGGGUCAAUGGAAAUCUGGCCCUUUCCCGCGCCCUCGGGGACUUUAUCUACAAGAAGAACUUACUAAAGACUCCAGAAGAGCAGAUGGUGACGGCCUAUCCCGACGUGGAGGUGCGUGACAUCACCGAAGACUUGGAGUUCGUCCUACUGGCCUGCGACGGGAUCUGGGAUGUGAUGAGCAACUUCGAAGUCUGCCAGUUCGUGCGCAAGCGCAUAGCCGAUGGCAUGGAGCCGGAACUCAUUUGCGAGGAACUGAUGAACAGCUGCUUGUCUCCGGAUGGCCAGUCGGGCAAUGUGGGCGGCGACAACAUGACCGUCAUCCUGGUGUGCCUGCUGCACAACAAGAGCUACGAGGAUCUGGCGGUGCGCUGCGGAGGCAAGCGAAAGACCCCCGUUGAAACCGUUGGCGACAUCCAGAAUCAGCCGGUGAUUAAGGUCGUAACUCCCUAUUCUCAGGGAUCUUCUGGGUCGUCGACUUCUCGAUUGGGCCUGGGCUUCGGACUUCGCGAAAGCGAUACUCCGGAGCCUAAUCUUUAACUUUUGUUUUAGCUUUUACCUUUUUUGUUACUGGAUUUGUUUGCUCCUACAUUUGUACUUUGAUUGGCGAUCCAGACGCUGUUGGCACUUCAAAAUUAUCGGUCAACACAUCUCGUUUCCCGGCGGUACAAAUAUAACACAAUAAAUAGGCUACACUUUCCCCCACCCAGCAGGGAAAUAAAAACAGUUCGUUUU